CCCCCCCCCCCCCUCUCUCUCUGUCCCUGGGCGAGGAAUCCAAAAUCCAAAUUUUGACGCAUUCCGUCCCCGUCCCAACGUUUGCAACCCAGCGCGGGCUGGCUCGGAACCUACCCAAAUCCGGGCGCCAAUUGAUCCCAAGUCCAACCAACCCAGAACAAAUUCCCCCUUCUCUCCCUGUCCCGUACGUACCGCGGAGGUUUCGGCGGCCGGCGGCGAGGAGCCUCGUGAUUUUGGUCCGGAGAUCGAGGUUGUAACGGCGCCCAAUCUGGUCCUCGGGCGCGUCCGCGCCCCGCCGUGGGCUGGAUUGGGAAGGAUGCAUCUUCUUCUUCUUGUCUGUCUUCUUCUUUGAGAAGAAAGGAGGAUUCUUGGGAGCGGUUGCUGGAGGAGUUUGCAGCGCUGGGUUGGUGGACAGGUAUCCACAACUCACAGUGCUGAAGAGUGAGUGGGAAAAGACUACAUGAACUCAAGAAGACAGGAACCAAUGGAAACAAAGGCAUAAAGCAACCGAGGUACCUGUACCAAGGUGUGUAUGUGUCAGUGUGUGGAAUCCUACUAGAGUGGUAAGGGGCAGCUUGUUACUGAAGCCAUACAGAGAAGGGAGCAGAGAUGGCUAAGAAGAGGCUGAAGAAAUUGCAUGCCAAGGAUGCCCUGGAGUUUUUUAACCAUGUCAUGGUGGAGCAGCCCUUGCUCCCAUUCCUGAUCCCGCUUGGCCUGUUUGCGUGGUUUCUCGAACGGUGGGUUGUGCCAUUCUCCAACUGGGUUCCCCUUGCAGCUGCCGUUUGGGCAACGAUUCAGUAUGGGAGGUUUAAAAGGAAGAUAGCUAUAGAAGAUUUGAACAAAAGAUGGAAGCACCUUAUACUGAACACGGCACCUACCACACCAAUAGAGCCUUGCGAGUGGUUGAACAAACUUUUGAUAGAAGUUUGGCCCAACUACAUGGAACCGAAACUGUCAAGGAAGUUUCAGUCUACUGUUGAGAGACGUUUAAAAAAUCGAAGACCAAAACUGAUAGACAAAAUAGAAUUACAGGAAUUCUCACUUGGUUCUUGUCCACCUACCUUGGGAAGUCAGGGCAUGCGCUGGAUGACUUCAGGUGACCAGCAAGUCAUGACCUUGGGUUUUGAUUGGGAUAGCCACGAGAUGAGUGUAAUGUUCUUGGCAAAAUUAGCAAAUCCACUAAUUGGCACUGCUCGCAUUGUUGUAAACAGCAUCCACAUCAAGGGAGAUCUUCUACUGAGCCCCAUCCUUGAUGGUGAAGCUAUUCUCUAUUCUUUUGAAUCAACUCCAGAAGUCAGGAUAGGAGUAGCAUUUGGAAGUGGUGGAAGCCAAGCAGUUCCUGGAAUGGAGUUACCGGGCGUCUCAACAUGGCUGGUAAAGCUUUUGACUGAAACCAUAGGGAAGACAAUGGUUGAGCCUCGCCGUCUCUGUUUUUCUUUGCCACCGGUAGAUCUAAAGAAACAAGCAGUUGGCGGUGUUCUUUCGGUUACUGUUGUAUCAGCUAGUAAUCUUCGCAGAAAGGGCACAACCAAUGAGUUAGGGAAGCGCCAAAGCUCAAGUGGAAGCAAUGCAUGUUUGAUUUUUGAUAACAAGGUAGCACAUGCAUUUAUUGAAGUAGAAGUUGGCAACUUGAUGAGAAAAACAAAUACUUGUGAGGGUCCAAAUCCAACAUGGAAUAGCACAUUUAACAUGGUACUGCACGGAGAGACAGGUGUUGUCAAGUUUAAUCUGUAUGAACUGGAUUCUGGUGGUGUUAAAUUCAAUUACCUGACAAGUUGCGAGAUAAAGGUCAAGUAUGUUUUAGAUGGUUCAACGAUAUUUUGGGCUAUAGGACAUAAUUCUGGUGUGGUCGCAAGGCAUGCUGAGCAUUGUGGGAAAGAAGUUGGAAUGGUGGUUCCAUUUGAGGAUAUCACAGGCGAGUUAACUGUCAGCCUUGUGCUAAAAGAAUGGCAAUUCACUGAUGGGUCAGUUACAUUGAGCAAUUCUCUGAGCAACGGAUUUCAGUCUUCUCCUGAUCGAUCCCCUAAGCUUCAAUCUAGGACAGGAAGGAUGCUCAGAGUCAAAGUAGUGGAGGGUAGGGCCCUUGCAGUAAAUAGUAAAUCUGGAAAGUGUGAUCCUUAUGUGAAGCUCCAGUAUGGAAAGGCUCUAUACAAAACAAAGACACUCUCCCAGACAGUUCGACCAGUUUGGAAUGACAAGUUUGAGUUUGAUGAGCUUGCUGGUGGUGAAUAUCUGAAGAUCAAAUGCUAUAAUUCAGAUACGUUUGGUGAUGAUAGCAUUGGUAGUGCAAGAGUAAAUUUGGAGGGCCUUUUAUAUGGUGCUAGCCGAGAUGUCUGGGUCCCACUUGAAAAAGUAGAUUCAGGAGAGAUCAGGCUUGAAAUAGAGCCAAUACAAAAUGAUCAGAACGACAGUCUGAAGAGAUCAAGCAGUAAAGUUGAAGCCGGCUGGCUUGAGCUCGUAGUAAUUGAAGCCAGGGAUCUUGUUGCUGCUGAUCUGAGAGGAACUAGUGAUCCUUAUGUCAGGGUGCAGUAUGGGAACAAGAAGCAGCGAACCAAGGUCAUUUACAAGACACUGUCUCCAUACUGGAACCAGACAUUUGAGUUUGCGGAAACCGGAGAGCCCCUGAUCUUGCAUGUCAAGGACCACAACGCGGUCCUUCCAACCGCCAGCAUAGGCAACUGCGCCGUCGAGUACAGCAUGCUUCUCCCGAAUCAACCCGCUGAUAAAUGGAUACCGCUCCAAGGUGUGCGGAGCGGAGAGAUCCAUGUGAAGAUCGCGCGGAGAGUCACGGACCCGAAAAGGAAAGCCAGCUUACAGACAGCUGCAUCCGCCCUUGGCAAAGGACACAAGAUAUCAGCACAGAUGAGAGACAGCCUGAAGAAAUGUGCGGGUCUGGUCGACGAGGGGGGCGACGCGGAGGCGGUGUCGCUGGCCUUGACGGAGGUGGAGGGCGUCCAGGACGAGCAGGAGCUGUACAUACAGCAGCUGGAGCGGGAGAAGGCCGUGCUGCUGAGUAAGAUACACGAGCUUGGUUCUGAAAUCAUCAGGACAUCCUCUGGUCCUGCAAGGACGCCCUUCUAGUUUAGAUUCAACAGCUAAAACUCCACGAGCGAGAUGGCAAAGCUUAAGCCCUUCUUUUUUGUCGGUCAAGCCUUAAUUAUUUCACGUCCGUAGGAUAUAUAUACGUGCUUGUAAGUAAGUAAGUACAGUAGAUGGAGAAACUAUCACUCGAAAACGCCCGGCCUUGAAGUUGUAAAAACAAAUUCCAUGAAAAUGGGUUGUAACACUGCAUAAAAGGUUCUCAAACAAUAUUUUGUCAUCAGGGUUUCAGUUGUGAAACAUGAACAGGAGUAUUUGCGGA
This is a messenger RNA of Brachypodium distachyon (stiff brome), 3361 nucleotides long. Its product is annotated as extended synaptotagmin-1. The coding region runs from base 610 to 3081 and encodes 823 amino acids. NCBI's taxonomy places the organism in Eukaryota, Viridiplantae, Streptophyta, Magnoliopsida, Poales, Poaceae. Gene Ontology annotation, molecular function: lipid binding. The record is from RefSeq and is a predicted model, not a curated record. The transcript has 15 exons.